AAUUGGCUGGGAAGUCCCCUGCGCUAAUGAGGUGCGGCCUAUGAUUGGCCGAGAAGCCCCCGUCUCAAUGCAGCGCGGUCCGGCCGCAGCCGGGGCGAGAGCCUCAGUCCAGUCCCGCUCCUUCCUGCCGGCCCGCGCCUUAGGGGUUCUUCUUGUCACCACUACUUGCAUUGCCCAUGGAUGACGUUUGGAGGGGCAAGAACGGCAGGGACUGCAGGCUGCUCCAGCCGGCGGUCCUGGGGGUCCUGCUGGCGGUGAUCGUGGUGCUGGCAGUGACCCUGGGCUACUCUGGGACCAAAACCUGCGACGCCUGCGAAGAUGGCCUCCGGGCAGAGGCGAGGUGCCACAAUAUCACCGACCACCUGCAGGACCGGCUGACCCGGGCGCAGAAGACUUUGCAGGAUGCCCGUGCCCUCUGCGACAGCACCGUGGAAAAUCUGAAUGCUGCCCUGGCCGAGAUGAAAACGCAAGAAGAGCAGCAACGGAAGCAAGUGCAGGACCUCAAAAAUGAGAUCGAGGAUUUGAAGCAGAAGCUACAGAGGGCGGAGGAGGAGGCGCAGCUGCUGAGGCCGCAGCCUGCGGGCGGAGGGCGGAUGGAUGCGAUGGAUGCGAAUGGGCUCCCUGGCUUCGAAGUCCCCAGACCCGCCGAUCUGCGGGGUGUCGGGUUGGGGGUGGGGUGGGGCUCCUCUGCCGCUUCUCGGGGUCACGGUUGGGGUCUCUUCCUUCUGGGGUCUUCUGCUCCAAAACAAUAAACACUC
Molecule: messenger RNA, 758 nt
Organism: Fukomys damarensis (Damara mole-rat)
Lineage: Eukaryota; Metazoa; Chordata; Mammalia; Rodentia; Bathyergidae
Gene: Bst2
Product: bone marrow stromal cell antigen 2
Exons: 4
Coding region: 177-752 (191 amino acids)
Biological process (GO): innate immune response; defense response to virus
Cellular component (GO): cell surface; Golgi apparatus
Molecular function (GO): metalloendopeptidase inhibitor activity
Source: RefSeq, a predicted model, not a curated record